Messenger RNA from Manihot esculenta (cassava), 2375 nucleotides. RefSeq lists its product as uncharacterized. The record is from RefSeq and is a predicted model, not a curated record. Gene Ontology annotation, molecular function: GTP binding; GTPase activity. Lineage: Eukaryota; Viridiplantae; Streptophyta; Magnoliopsida; Malpighiales; Euphorbiaceae. The coding region runs from base 1773 to 2138 and encodes 121 amino acids. The transcript has 4 exons.
ACAAACCUGAUAUAAAAAAAAACCCUUAAAUCCCAACCCUAAAUCUCUCUCAACUCUCAAGUCUACUGCCGCCCUCCCCUCCCCCAUUCGGCCUCUCCGUCACUCGUCUGUUACACUCGUCUGUUACAACCGUGCGCCUCUCGCCGAUCGUUCCUCUGCUCCACGCUGUCAACGUCGUCCGAUUCCUGCGUCCGCUGGUCUGCUUGCUUCUUUGCUCUUCUCCGCCGCUUCCUCUGCUCCAGUCUUGCCGUCCGGUGCUGCUCCUCGCCGCGUCCUCAGUCACUGCAUGAUAAUCUUUUGAAGGAAGAGGUAUUUUAUUUUAUCAUAUAAUUAAGCUAGUAAUUACUUAGUGAAUCUCCACCAUCUUCGGCUUGUCCUAAGCUUAAAGGAUGGCAGAAGAAGAGGGAUGAUUCGACAACACUUGAGCUACUCCAAUUUCCUUGUCUUCCAAAUUUCUAUUGUAAUAACUGCCCGAAUUUGACCUCCAUCCCUCAGUUUCCAUCUCUCGAUCAAUCACUACAUUUGCAGAAAGCAAGCCCACAACUUGUGCACCAAAUAUUCACACCAUCAAUCUCUUCUUCUUCCUCAAUCUUCCUCCUCUCUCUAAAUUGAAGCACCUUUGGAUUGUGAACAUUGAAGAGCUCGAAUCCCUACCUCCAGAUGGACUGCGAAAUCUCACUUGUCUUCAAGAAUUAAGUUUUUGGUCUUGCCCGGCAUUGAAGUGUCUACCUCAAGAUUGCAUUCCCUCACCUCUUUACGAAUGUUGGAUAUCCGGGACUGUCCCCAAUUGAAGAACAGAUGUGGAAAUAAAAAGGGUGAGGAUUGGGAAUUCAAUUCACACAUCCAAAAUAUUGAAGCAGAAGAAAGCUCUUCUUAAUGGAAGGGGCAAUCUGGCACACUAUACACAGUUACUACAUGGGCUGAAAUUCAAGCCUUCAUUUCGGGAUGGUAGCCUUUAGAAUCAUUCUUUUUUUUCUUCUUCUUCACGCUCUCUUCUGCAAGUAGGAACAAAUGAAGGAAUCAUUCAUAUAUGAUGAGCACAUACAAAUCAGUGGCAAAUUUUAUCAAGGGCCACAGAAUUUCUUCCAUUUUGCUUUUGUUUCUCUUUGCAGGGUCAUCCAUUUUGCUGGCUGGGUAAUUCUUUGAACUGGGCAUUGAGAGGCUAUAGGAACCAUGGCAGGCAUUAUAAGAAAGUUGCUAUGAAUUAGUCCAUAAGAAAAUUUCAGAUCUAUGUACUGGUAGUGCUAUGUACUUUUGAUAUUCAGAUGCUAUAUAGCAAUUUGGAUAUGAUAAUAUGUGAAUUUUUGUGAGGUCAGUACUAAAGGAAUUCAGAAUCUUCUGGCAAAUUGCUUGUAUCCUGCGGCUCUCUUUUGGGUAUUAAGAAAAAUAAGAAAUUGAUUCAUUGAUGAAGCUUUUUCCGUCUAUAUAGAAAAAUCGUUUUUGAAAGAUUUUGUUGAUAUGAUCUACAGAAAUACCAUUUUUACACUGCUUGGACGUGGGCCUGUGUAUGUACCUUGUGAUUUUACCUUUUCUUUUUAAAUUUGACUUUUGAAAUCUAAAGCAUUUGUGAAAAAUGUUUUUCAUACUGUGAAUAGAGAUGUAAAUGGUAGAGUACCGACCAAAAUUAAAUUAUCUGAACUGAACUUAAUUUAGAGGAGGGUUGGUAUCUACUGGAUGAUGAAGCUUCGGUAAGUUGGUGCUUUUUCUUUCCAAUUUGCAAAUUGAACUUAUAUGAGAAAAUCUUCACUCUAUGAUUCUAUUUACACAGAUCAAUGAAGGAUAAGUUUUCUUUUAAAUGCUUAUGGUUGCAGGCUUUUAGGGGGAGCCAAGAGCCAGCUGUUAAUAAGCUCAAGGAGCCCAUUUUAGAUGAAAUUACAGCUGCACUAGUGAGCCGUUUUGAGCUUAAUUUUACAAGACAGGACACUGCUUCUAUGUGGUUUCUCUGUAAGCAGGUAGAGGAGAAUAUGCGAUUAAGGACUGAACUUCAGAAAAAAAUUCAGGAACUUGAAAAAUACGUACUAAAACUGGAGAAUAUGGACAAAACCAGGCAUUGGAAAAUCGUGGGCUGUAGCGCAUACACAGGGGAGGGGCUGCUUGAGGGAUUUGAUUGGUUGGUUCAAGACAUGAUGAUACCUUAGGAUCUAGUCAACAUUAAGCAAUAGAGUUAGGUUUUUUUUAUUGGCCCUCUCAGAGAACUGAUUAACGUCCAUUUGUACUGUUUUAUUAACUAUCUUAUUGUUGUGGAAUUUAGUCAAGCUGUGAAUUCGACAAAAAAAAAAAAGUCAAGCUGUGAAACUUUUUGGGUCAAUAGUAUUAUUAAAACUUUCAAUGGGAAGUUUGGGUCAAUAUUAGUGACUAAUCAGCCAUAAAAGUAA